UGGUGGUAUAGCCUUGCGAGUUGCGAGUUGCGGGUUCCCCCAAUAUCUCGUGAAGGCAAAAGCAAGAGCAGUGAAGAAGAUUGGGUCAUGGCUACAUCCAAGGCUUUAACGUGUUCGUUGACACAGUUGCAUCCGCUAACAUGCGCCGCAUCGGCAUCGGCAUCGGCAUCGGCGUCGGCGUCACGGUUGGUGCCCCAUCCACCCGACCUAAUAAAAUGGGUAACGAGAGAAGGUGGCUUCGUGCACCGCGCGGUGAAGAUAUCACAGGUCGACUCCUCCAAUGGACUGGGACUAGUGGCCAAGGAACAAAUUCCAAGUGGCACCGACCUCAUUGUUCUACCACACCACCUUCCCUUACGCUUUACCUCUGCUCAACCCGACCCACGCGACUCUCUGCCCGUUCAAUUGAUGCGCCAAGUUCCUGAGGAACUAUGGGCAAUGAAAUUGGGUUUGAAGCUUCUGCAGGAGAGAGCAAAAGUUGGAUCGUUUUGGUGGCCAUAUAUCAGUAAUCUCCCGGAAACAUUCACUGUGCCUAUUUUCUUUUCUGGGGAAGACAUCAAGAACUUGCACUAUGCUCCUCUUCUUCACCAGGUAAACAAAAGGUGUCGGUUUCUUCUUGAUUUUGAGCAAGAAGUCAAGCGUGCCUUAGUAGGUCUUACACCUGAUAAGCAUCCUUUUGGUGGUCAAGAAGUAGAUGCAUCGUCUCUUGGAUGGGCAAUGUCAGCAGUCUCGUCUAGAGCAUUUCGGUUAUAUGGUGACAAGCAUCCCAAUGGGACGCAUAUUGACAUACCCAUGUUGCUCCCUCUAAUUGAUAUGUGCAAUCAUAGUUUCAGUCCAAAUGCUAGAAUUGUUCAGGAACAAGAUACCGGUAGCAUGAAGCAAGUGAAGGUUGUGGCUGAGACAGCAAUCAAAGAAGAUGAUCCUUUAUUACUUUGCUAUGGCUGUUUAAGCAAUGAUCUUUUCCUUCUUGAUUAUGGAUUUGUGAUCAAAUCAAACCCUUAUGACUGUAUUGAACUCAAAUAUGACGGUGCUCUUUUGGAUGCUGCAAGCAUGGCAGCUGGAGUUUCUUCACCAAACUUCUCGGCACCUAACUCGUGGCAGGAACUGAUUUUAUCUCAGCUGAAUCUAGCUGGAGAUACUCCAGAUCUCAAGGUGAGCUUAGGUGGUCAAGAAACGGUAGAGGGCCGCUUGUUGGCUGCACUGAGGGUACUCCUUUCGAGUAAUAUGGAAACUGUGCAGAAGUAUGACCUCAGCACGCUCAAGUCUUUGGAUGCUGAGGCUCCUCUUGGUGUUGCAAAUGACAUAGCUGUGUUUCGUACCCUAAUUGCUUUGUGUGUCAUUGCACUGGGACAUUUUCCCACCAAAAUAACGGAUGAUGAAUCACUGUUGAAGCAGGGUGCUUCUGGUUCAACCGAGUUAGCCAUUCAGUACAGAAUCCAAAAGAAAUAUGUGAUUAUAGAUGUGAUGGGAAAUCUCUCAAAAAGGGUAAAGCUUCUAUCAUCAAAGGAAACAGCAACUGCCGAAGGUUAAGUGAUAGCGAACAAUUAGUUAUUAGCUUGCUAUCAUGAAAUCUCAUCCUAUCAAUUGUCGAGAACAUAUUGUCAUUAAGUAUCCUGUUGCCUUCACUACAGCAUACAUUUUCCUUUUCCUUGUUCUUUUCCAUUUCCCCUUUUACUCUCCUUUUGCUUUAUCUACAUUCCUAACUGGCGAGUGUAAUUUUGGUUAAAUUUACAUGUGUUUUUGCCAUUUGCAAUCUUUAUUGAACUAUUAGUGCUGACUAUCAACUAAAAUUACAUUAUCUGUGCUGAUAAAGAAAAAAUAUAUUAUGUUCUCUUUCAAGUUGGUCAUUAUAUUUUACUCUUACAUUACUUC
Molecule: messenger RNA, 1872 nt
Organism: Abrus precatorius (Indian licorice)
Lineage: Eukaryota; Viridiplantae; Streptophyta; Magnoliopsida; Fabales; Fabaceae
Product: histone-lysine N-methyltransferase setd3
Exons: 5
Coding region: 88-1530 (480 amino acids)
Biological process (GO): peptidyl-lysine monomethylation
Molecular function (GO): protein-lysine N-methyltransferase activity; protein binding
Source: RefSeq, a predicted model, not a curated record